UCCCUGGCCUUUUCUUCUAAAGCCAGUUACUUAGAUAAAUACCUUGCUGAUGGUGUAGUGGAGGGUGACGAUGUCGGAUAGCGAAGAAGUGUCAACCUCUGGCCGACCGGAGUUUCCGGAUCCGGAUCCGAAAGGAGGACCGGGGUCUAAGUUUCCGCUCCCUGCACUGAUGAAGGCCCUUAUUGAUGAUCCGAGGGGGCAGGCUGCAAGGUUUCAGAUAAGGGAUCCCUAUAUGCUUGUCCGACCAGAGGCCCAUCACACUGUUCUCACCCCCCCUCCGGGCUGUACCGCAGUGUAUUACAAGUCUAUGGAGAUGGGGCUCCGGUUUCCGCUGACUUCCUUUGUGAAGGACCUCCUCAAUGCAUAUAAUCUGUGUAUAAGUCAGAUCUCUCCGAACUCCUGGGGAGGAAUCGUUGUGGUUCAGACAGUAUGUGCCAUGCUGAGUGUUCGACCGACCAUCACCUUAUGGCACAACAUGUUUAAGUUGGUCGAGAUGUCAACGGGGGAUAAUGGUCCGGGUUGGUGGUAUUUCCAAGCCCGACAGGGUUAUAAGGUAGUACUCGACUUGCCCACUUCUCAGAAAGGAUUCAGGAGGGAGUUUGCCUUCGUCUAUUUUGGAGGGGACUGGGGGAUCCCCACAGUCCGACCGGAUGUCGAACCCAACCACGAGCUUAACUUCAGGGUUCCGGAGAUGUCCGAAGAGGAAGCCAUUGCGGCUAUUUACCUACAAACCGAGGCCCAAAUUGUUCAAGGGGGGGAGGUUUAUGUAGCCAGCAACUGGAUACCGAGCUGCCGCUUGUUCAAGAGCGAGCACUUGCUGUCGGCGGUCGGGCUUAGCCGGACAUUCCCCAGGGGUAAUCGGCCGAGGGGGUCAUUUUGCAUGUUUGUUUAUGUUUAUAUUGCAACUUCAUAACAAUAUGUUUCUCUUUGCAGCUUGUUCCUUGACGCGUCUCUUGGAAUCCGACCCUGAAAUGGCUGAGAAGUUGAACUAUGCAGCAAUGAGGGCGGCCCAGCUCAAAGCCGAGUUGAAGGCCAAGAAAAUCGGGGUUCCCAACCCUCCAAAGGAUCCGUCGAAGCCCAAGGCUUCCAAGAAGAGGAAAGAGCGGGAUCCUCAGAAAGUGGCUAAGACUGAGAAGGCGUUGGCCAAGUCCCAGGACGAAAAGGCUAAAAAGGCCAAAUCUGUCGAAGUCAAUAGUCCCCGACCGGAGGAGCGGGCAGACAGGUCUGAGGGGACUCGGAUUUCGGUCCAUUCUGAGGAUUUCCGAUCGGUUCAGAGUCCUCAAUAUACGCCGGCCACUCCUCGCCCUCAUGACGACCCGGAGGAGCUCAACCUUGCGUUGGCCAAACCGUUCGCCGAAUUGGAUGCCCACGGGCUCGACACCCGUUGGAUGAAUGCGGUCGAGUGCCUGUACAGUCCCACCGACCGGGAAUACAUUGCGCAGUCCAGCGGCCCGGAGGAGACGAACGACCUCUUCCGUAGCUGGGUUGAGUUCUCUGCUCGGCUGGUCAAUGUGGCUCGGAACAAGGUGCACCUGGCCGACAAGGUAUCUGACUUGGAGGCUCGAGGUAAAAAGCACUACGAGGAGCUUCGCGCUGCCAAGGAGGGCCAAAGGAUAGCCGAGGCCGACCUCGUCAACGCUAAGCGCUGCAUUGAUCGGGACCAGGAAGAUUUUAAGGCCGAGCGGGCCCAAUGGGAUUUGGCCAAGCAGGCGCUCAUCAAGGAGAGGGACGAGGCCGUGAUUGCCAAGACGGCUGCUGAAGCCAGAGUUGUAGAGGCUGAGGGCAAGAUUACCGAGCUGCGGUUCCAGCUGGCGGAGCUAGAAAAGGCUCCCAAGACCGAGGACCAAUGGUUUGCGGGUUGGAAGGAGACCAAGGCCUGUGAAUGGUUCGUCAACGAGGUCGGCUCUACUGCCCAGAAAAUGGGGGUAGAUGACGCCCUCAAGAGGAUGAAAGCGGCCCUGGGGAGAUCGCAUCCUUCUCUUCCUUGGUCCGAGGUCAUGGGGAGCUACGAAGCUCUUUUAAAGGAGGAGGAUCAGGCCAUACUCUCCGAGCUGCGCAUCGCCCUCUCGGAUGAUGAUGAAGAUGAUGAUGAUGAUGAUGAAGAUGCGGAGGCGGCUGAGGAUGAUCAGGGCCAAGGGGUGGCCAGGUCUGAGGAGCAUCACGGGAGUACUAACGAUCAGACCGACCCCCCUGUAGUUUAGGCUUUGCUUUGCCUUGUAUUGUUUUUCUUUUUGCUUUUAACCUUGGUAGUUCCAAGGUUUUAGGAUGUAAUAUUUUUCUAACUUUAAUGAAAAAGUCUCUUUUUAUUUUAUCCGAGCACCUUUUAUGAUUGUCAAUUGCAAUUUUUGCUUCAAGUAUAGAUUCUCGUACUGGUUAAGUUUUGCUUGAUAGUACUGGUCGGAUUUAACUCGAACAACUUGUGAUUGAAACUGGUUAAGUUUCGAAGAAUAUAGUUGAUCGGGCUAAAUUCGAGCAAUUAAAACUGGUUAAGUUUAAUUUGAACAAUUGAAAUGACUGGCUAAGUCUUUUUAUAACUUAGCAGAUUGACUGGUUAAGUCUUUUUAUAACAUAGAAGAUUGACUGGUUAAGUCUUACAAACCGAGUGACUACAUGCCACGUCUGGCCAGUAUCUCGGCUAUAUGCCCCUAAUUGCAAUUGACUAAACAUAGUAUUUCUUUAGAUUAUCCAGAUUCCAUGGCCGAGCAAGUGGUAUGCCUUCAGGAUUCUCGAGCUGAAAUGUACCAGGCU
Messenger RNA from Beta vulgaris subsp. vulgaris (sugar beet), 2748 nucleotides. RefSeq lists its product as uncharacterized. NCBI's taxonomy places the organism in Eukaryota, Viridiplantae, Streptophyta, Magnoliopsida, Caryophyllales, Amaranthaceae. The record is from RefSeq and is a predicted model, not a curated record. The coding region runs from base 891 to 2201 and encodes 436 amino acids. The transcript is spliced from 3 exons.